AUGGCCUUCUCAGACAAGCUAUUCUUGCUCUCCGUUCUGCUCCUCUCCGUUGCUUCCAUCAGCCACGGCGCCGAUUUGAUUACCAAAGAAUGUGGGAACACCUCCGCCACCAACGAGGCCUUGCAAGCCAACAUCAACAGCAUCAUUCUCGACCUGGUGACAAAGACUACCUCCACCGGCUUCGCCAACUCCACCUACGGCUCCGCUAACGACACCGUCUAUGGCACCGCGGAGUGUCGGGGAGACAUCAGCGGCCAAGACUGCUCCGCAUGCAUCAUCGCCGCCGGACUAGAGAUACGAACAUCAUGCACGAAUACGACCGAAUCACGCAUUUGGUACCAACAGUGCUCUCUUCGCUACAGCACCACGAACUUCAUCGGCCAGAUGGAUACGAACCUGCUCGGUGUGUGGGCAUCGACGAAUAAGAUGGCGGAUCCGCAGGCGUUCAAGAAGGUAUUGAAAGAGCUAUUUAUUGUACUAGGAUUGGCGGCAUCAAGUGGAGAAAGCAGGAAGUUUGGGUGGGGGGAGAUUGAGAGCAAUGUUGUCAAUAACAACAAGACAAUUAUCAUCUAUGGAAUGGCACAGUGCACAUCAGAUCUGCAAGGACCGGACUGCUUAAAAGGUUUGGAUGCGGCGUACGGUGUUUUACAGUCUUCUUGUGGAGACCUGAGAGGAUGCUAUGUUAUGUUUAAGAGUUAUGCCAUUAGAUAUCAGGAUUCGCCGUUUCUCUUCCUGAAUGCUGCCGCCCCGACUCCUGCUGCCACUACUCGCAAUAUUACCUAUGCCAAUACUUAA
Phalaenopsis equestris is the source of this 795-nucleotide messenger RNA. RefSeq names its product cysteine-rich repeat secretory protein 55-like. Bases 1 to 795 code for a protein of 264 amino acids. Lineage: Eukaryota; Viridiplantae; Streptophyta; Magnoliopsida; Asparagales; Orchidaceae. The transcript has a single exon. The record is from RefSeq and is a predicted model, not a curated record.